CAUUUUUUUACCCUCUAUUUAAGAAGAAAUAUCAAGUUAAUUCUCAUAAAACACACACACACACACACACACAUAUAUAUAUAGAUACACAUGGAAGCAGCUUUGGAAUCAGAAUAUGAUGUAUUCUUUGCAGAUAUGAGCAAGCAAAUAUCUCUUAUGAUAAUGGAUGACGACGAACGUGACGAAUCACUAAUCGCUCACCAUCCGUCACUAAAUCCACGGGUUUUUGCGCAGUCGAUCUAUCCAGAAAGAUCGUGUAGUAAAGGGACCGGAGUUUUUAUUCCUCAUUCUUCGUUUCCGAGAAGGAGAAACACUUACAACAAGCAAGGAAAGUUGAACAACAAGUUUCAUCCAAGGCCUUCUUUUGAUCAUAAAUCAAAAGAGCUUUCUCAUGUGGCAUGUAAUAAUAAUAAUAUUAAUAAUUAUAAUAAUAAUAAUAAUAAAAAUAAUAAUAAUAAUAAUAAUAAUAAUAUGUAGAAAAUAUAUGUAUUUUAUUUGCAGAGGUUUUUCAACUAAGGUUGGUGCCUCUCUCUAAUUGCAGUGAUUGUUUCUUU
Molecule: messenger RNA, 554 nt
Organism: Erythranthe guttata (spotted monkey flower)
Lineage: Eukaryota; Viridiplantae; Streptophyta; Magnoliopsida; Lamiales; Phrymaceae
Source: RefSeq, a predicted model, not a curated record